Babjeviella inositovora NRRL Y-12698 is the source of this 1160-nucleotide messenger RNA. RefSeq lists its product as uncharacterized. The record is from RefSeq and is a predicted model, not a curated record. Lineage: Eukaryota; Fungi; Ascomycota; Pichiomycetes; Serinales. The transcript has a single exon. The coding region runs from base 205 to 1035 and encodes 276 amino acids.
CCAACUGGAGGAUGCAUGUGGUAUAUUUCCGACCCCGCAGAAGGACGUUGGUGCUCAGACUUCCGCGGUGCCAUAUUUCCCGCACCCAACUUCCGCAAUCUGAAAUGUGUACGCUAGCAAACUUGAUCCGUUCAUGUAUAUCACAUAUCCAUGAUUUUUUGAGCCAAUCCUCAACUCAGGCUGUCUCUAUACAAUUACAUAACCAUGACGGUUAUUGUCAAAUCCUCCAUCCUGGCUGCCAAAAAGCUAAACUACACCAUGUUCGCCAGUGCUACCGCCAAUACCCUUACCCCAGUAGUGUUUAUCCAUGGGUUGGGCUCAUCCCAGAACUUUUACCAUCACAUUGCCUCCAAAUUGACCAGUGAGACCGGCCGAUCCUGCCUUUUAUUCGAUAAUGAAGGCGCAGCCAGGUCUCCAUUAACUGAGGCAAAAUUAGACGUCGCCGGCAUGGCCAGCAACGCCUUGGGUCUUCUCCGAGAGUUGGCUAUUGAGCAGUGUAUCUUGGUGGGUCACUCCAUGGGAGGUAUGCUUGUCAACUACCUCUUGGCCCACGAACCAGCCUUAUUCCGGGGUGCUGUCUUGGUCGGUCCUGUCCACCCAACCAAGACUGUUGGUGGUAUUUUUGGUGCCAGAAUCGCCUCUGUUCUCGAGGCCAAUUCCAUGUUCACCAUGGCCAACACCGUUCCAUUCAAGGCUUUGGGCAACCGUGCCACCAGUUUACACCGGUCGUUUGUUCGCGAAUUGCUCUUGGCGCAGCCUAUCGAGGGCUACGCUGCCAAUUGCAGGGUCAUCCAGCACGCCGGUGAAAAUUUGGAAGAGAAGUUUGUCGAGUGGUACAAGUGCAUCAAGCACCCAGUUUUGAUCCUUCAGGGUGAGCAGGACUUGAGUGCCCCAUGGGCCAACUGUGUUGAGAUUAUUGCCCAAAACGUUGAAAACGUGGCUGUCACCAAGAUGCCCCGUAUUGGCCAUUGGCAUUGUAUCGAAGCUUGUGACGAGGUCUACACCGCUAUUUCAGCCUUUGUUCAAAAGCUAUAGAACCUACUUUACCUAUAAGUCUAUCUCUUAUAGUAGAGGACUAACACACGCUGUGCUUUUCUAUUAUAUUGGAAAUUUGUGAAUAGUUUUACCUACGGAUACGCUCAAAUUUUGAUAUAUAAAAG